GUGGCCUGGCUCUGUGUCCGGAAGCGCGCGGGGCAGUCGGAUAACGGGAGGCGGCGGAGUGCGGGACGGAAACAUGCGGGGCCUCGUCUGCGGACCCAAGCUGGCGGCGUGCGGGCUGGUCCUGAGCCUGUGGGGGGUCGUCAUGCUGAGCCUGCUGGGGAUCUUCUUCCACAUUCACUCAGCAGUGCUGAUUGAAGACUUACCUCUCAUAGAAGACGACUUCGAUCCCAAUGCCAACCCCCCCGAGAAGAUCUACCAGGUCUACAACACGGUGGGAACCAACUGCCUGAUCGCCGCCGUCGUCUACCUGCUGUGUGGCGCCUUCUCCUGCUGCCAGAUCAGGCUCAACAGGCAGAAGGAGUAUCUGGUGCACUAGCGCCCCCUGCUGGCCCGGAGCCCCCUCCCCCCCCAGCUCUACAGUCUACAAUGGUCUGCCAUCGGACCUCGGACCGGUGAACUGGGCACCUGAACGGAUUCUAAUCGGAGUGAUUGAUGGAGAAGAAUCACUGAGGAACAGAGAUCGGACAAUCAAAUCAAUAAAGGGAUUGAUU
Molecule: messenger RNA, 551 nt
Organism: Salarias fasciatus (jewelled blenny)
Lineage: Eukaryota; Metazoa; Chordata; Actinopteri; Blenniiformes; Blenniidae
Gene: rnaseka
Product: ribonuclease, RNase K a
Exons: 4
Coding region: 74-376 (100 amino acids)
Biological process (GO): nucleic acid metabolic process
Molecular function (GO): RNA endonuclease activity
Source: RefSeq, a predicted model, not a curated record